GGAAAAAAUUGCAUCAUAUUAUAGGGAUGUCGGAUCAACCAAUCGUGAUUCACUACCAGCAGAUGGAGGAGUGGCUAAGCGAUAGGAAAUCCGUUUUUGAACGAAAGUUUAGGAAACCAUAUCACGUCCUUCUGGAGGUCGCUCCAAGACUGGUUCAGCUUAUCAAAUACGAUAUUCCAGCACUUCAAAAGCAAAUAAAGAAGACGGAGAGCACGCUCGACGAGUGUGAGCGUGUUUGCGUCGAUGCCGACCGUAUCCAAGCGAAUCGUGCCCAGAAGCGACUUGAUCUUCUUUCCGAAUAUGGGCUUUUGCGGCAUCUUUUAGAUAAAAGUGAUCGGGAUAUGGUGCAACACGCUUUAGAUGCUCGAAUUGAUGAAAGCUGUUUAUCUUUAAUGAAUUGUUUAAGGUUGUAUGCCAAGAAGCAUUUGACUUUGUUUAGGGAAAACUACGUAGACUUUUUGAGCAAACAUGCGCCAGAACAUUUUCCCCCCGGAGUGUUCGAUGCUCACUUCCCCUGGCUUUCCUAUCUAGAAAAGGGCCAUUCGCUGCCACUUCCUGACCACAUCGGCCGUGUGGGAGACGACACACGAGGAGCCGAGGGUGACGCCAUCGAGGGCGAGGCGCAGAUCAUUUGGGAAGAUGCGUUUCUACCGCUAGACGGCACUACGGUUGAGAUAACGUGGAACGCUGCGGAUGAGAAGGUUGCCGCGCGUAGCGACAAUGAUGGCGAACUUCCUAUCUACGAUGGGAAGUAUUUUUACCUUGAUAUAGCCAGGGGCUUGGAUCGGGCAAAUAUUCUCAAUGAGUUGCAUGCGUCCUGCUGCUUCGCCUCUGAACGCGUAAACGAAGGCGGUCACACAUUUUAUGGUUUUAUUGCAGCGACAAAGGAAUUGAUACAGCAGCUGGCUUCUUCCACAGACGCGGAGCUGAUGCGCAUGAAGCAUAGCUUUAGGCUGAAGGAGGAGUUUCUGAGCCAGAUUAGCCUUUUUGAUCGCUCUAUUGCAGCAGCACAAGCGAGGAAGCAGGCCCACGAACAGAAGAUUGUGGAGUCGCGUCAGGAGUUACUUAAACUGGAACCACAACUUAACUUUCUACUUGAGCGUGCAAAGUCAGACCGUGAUUUAUGCUUGCAAAACUUACAAAGUAUGUUUCCAGGCAGACAAAUUACGAUGGUUGGAGAUAUUAAUAAGUACAUCUGA
Molecule: messenger RNA, 1199 nt
Organism: Phytomonas sp. EM1
Lineage: Eukaryota; Euglenozoa; Kinetoplastea; Trypanosomatida; Trypanosomatidae
Source: the annotation of a GenBank genome assembly